Molecule: messenger RNA, 2112 nt
Organism: Centruroides sculpturatus (bark scorpion)
Lineage: Eukaryota; Metazoa; Arthropoda; Arachnida; Scorpiones; Buthidae
Product: TBC1 domain family member 20-like
Exons: 1
Coding region: 367-1599 (410 amino acids)
Biological process (GO): positive regulation of GTPase activity; endoplasmic reticulum to Golgi vesicle-mediated transport
Cellular component (GO): endoplasmic reticulum membrane
Molecular function (GO): GTPase activator activity
Source: RefSeq, a predicted model, not a curated record
CGCUACUUCUGUAAAUGUUAUUUAAAUUAUGGAUUAAACAAAACCCACGGUAAAAGUUAUCCUUAAAAUUUAAGAAUGCAUUUAUUAAAUAUUUAAUUUAAAAAAAACAGUAAAAUUUUUCUAAAAAUAAAAUAAAUUUGGCAUAAAAUAUAAUUUAAAAAAAUAAAUAAAUAAAUUUAAUUUUUGUCGUUUUAUUGACAUCCAGUAGGGGGCGUUAUCACUAGUGAUGACACCGACGGUCAUGUGGAGAGGGAAGUUCUGUACUUUUGAUUUAUGUUUAAUUGUAAAACGUUGUUAAAGUUACUUUUACACUCGGUGAAUAUUGUUAAUGUAAGGUAAUAGACGUUGCCGCAAGACAAAUCUAUAAUGGAAGAAGAGCGGAAAAUGGAAUUAAGUAAACAAGAUUCGUGCAACUCGGUCACGGAUUGUCCCGAUUUCGUUCAAGAAAUUAAUGAAAAUCACGUGAAAAAUGAAAAUGAAACGGUUAUAGAUCAUUACAAGAAAGAGAGAAAGAAAGCAGCGAUUGCUAAAGCAUUGAAACAAGAUGAUUUUCAAGCCUUAAAAAUGGCCGCUGUAGGAAAAUGGGGAUUGAUCGACGAUGAUUUAAGAAGAAAAUGUUGGCCUAAAUUAUUAGGUGUUAGUCUUUACGAAACUUCUCCCAAACCCACUCAGGAAGAGACAGAAAGUCAUCCUUAUUAUAAUCAAGUUGUCAUGGAUGUGAAUCGUUCCCUCAAGAGAUUUCCACCCAGUAUAGCCGAAAACCAACGUUUAGCGAUGCAAGACAAACUAGUUGCCCUCAUCAUGAGAAUUUUGGUAAAGCACCCCGAGUUGCACUAUUACCAGGGAUAUCACGACAUCUGUGUGACGUUCCUGCUGGUGCUGGGCGAGGAAGUGUCCUUUAUUCUCCUGGAACGACUGUCUGUCGGUCAUUCUGGAACUUCUGCCGUAGAAAGUCGUCCCGGAGGUCACCUCCGGGCUUUUAUGGACGAAACGAUGGACAACACCACGCAGAUUCUGGGCUACGUAUAUGUUCUCGUCAGAAAAGAAAAUCCUCAACUUAGAAAAUUUUUAGAAGAUUCCGAAGUGGGAGUGAUGUUUGGAUUGAGUUGGUUAAUCACAUGGUUUGGACACGUGUUGAACAGAUAUGACGAAGUGGUACGGUUGUUUGAUCUAUUUCUUUGUAGUCAUUCUUGGAUGCCGAUGUACCUAACCGCCGCCAUUGUUCUAUACAGAAAAAAUGAGAUUUUGAAACAAGAAUGCGACAUGGCAUCCGUGCACUGCUUACUUUCGCAGUUUCCGGACGACCUACCCAUAGAAAGUCUAGUCGACGAGUCACUUCGACUGUUUGAAAAUUAUCCUCCCGAGGAAUUGGUGAAGGACGACGACGACGUGAAACAAUUAAAAUGCAUGUUAGACAUGACGGAAAGGAGGAAGAGGUCUCUUGGUCGCAGAGCAUACGAAAAGGGUCCUAUUGGAAAAGUUUUUAGGGCCUACAAUAUCCUGAAAACAGUGCUGCCAGAUUCAAAUUGGACUCUGUCUGUGGUAGUGGCCACUGCAGUAUUUUUCUGUGCUGCGAUAUAUCAAGCAUACAGAAACUAAAUGUGUCUAAGGAAGUGUGAUCCCAUAAACACAGAGCCCGACCCACCAGGCCAUUUAGACACAGCCUAAAUCUUAUCAAAUUUAAAUUCAAGUCAAUGUUUUAUAUUCUGAGACAAAAAUUACACCUAAUAUAAUUUUCACAAUUUAUGCUACAACUGUUUUUCAAACUUAAUGGGUUUAUAGAAUUGUGUCAAACGAGGCAAUACAAGUUUCAGAGUAUAAUUUAAAUUUAAGAAUGUUACCCGUUGCCAUUUCCCGGUAACAACAUAAGCCAAAGGUUGUGAAGUAUUAAUUAAUAUAUAUAUGCUGUUUUGUAAAUGUGAUCUUCUUAAGCUAAAGAAACUAAUUUAUCAAAUUAUUUUUAUUAAAAAUUAAAGCUAUCCGAGGAAUUUCUAUUAAAUUAAGACCGUUUGUCAAUAUAGUUGCUGUUUUAAAGUCAAUUUUAAUUAUAUAAAAAUUUAAUCCAAAAAAGCUGUAUAUUUGUAUCCGAAGCAAGAUUGUUCUAUAUAUAAA